Molecule: messenger RNA, 1642 nt
Organism: Solea senegalensis (Senegalese sole)
Lineage: Eukaryota; Metazoa; Chordata; Actinopteri; Pleuronectiformes; Soleidae
Product: aryl-hydrocarbon-interacting protein-like 1
Exons: 7
Coding region: 105-1616 (503 amino acids)
Molecular function (GO): protein binding; peptidyl-prolyl cis-trans isomerase activity
Source: RefSeq, a predicted model, not a curated record
CUGCCAAAGCACUCUCCACAGGAUAAUUAGAAAGCCAGAAGAACACAGUCCUAGAGAGGAAAGAAAUCCCUGCAAAAGUACUGCCCAAGGCAGAGAGAGUGACAAUGGAGGAGACUUACCUUCUCACCCACCCAGGCGUCAGGAAGAAGAUUCUGGCUGGAGGCACGGGACCACUGCCACACUGUCCACCUGGGACAAAGCUGGUGUUCCACUUCCAGACGCUGCUGGACGACUUCGAGCGCACUGUCAUCGAUGAUAGCCGUCUGGCCGGCCGGCCGGCGGAGAUCUUUGUGGGGAAGAUGUUUAAGAUGGAAGUCUGGGAGUCUCUGCUGACCUCCAUGAGGACUGGCGAGGUGGCCGAGUUCUGGUGCGAUGCCACUCACACAGGCUUGUAUCCCAUUGUGUCCAAGGGAAUGAGGCUGAUUGCUCAAGGGAAAGACCCCCUGGAGGGCCAGAGGCACAUGUGUGGCAUGGGAAACCUGUUCCACUAUCACUCCACUGGCUUCCCAGAGCUGGAUGAGAUCAUGAGAACGCCGCAACCGCUCAUAUUCAUCAUGGAGCUGCUGCAGGUUGGAGACCCCAUGUCCUACCCCAGAGAGUCAUGGAUGAUGGAAAAAGAUGAGAAGCUGCAGACGGUGCCAGUUCUCCACAUGCGGGGCAAUGCACUGGUCAAGCAGAGGCAAUUCAGCGAGGCUGCCAGCAAGUACAAAGAGGCCGUCCUGCUGCUAAAAACAGUCCAGUCCAGAGAGAUGCCGGGCGAUAUAGACUACAUUAACUUGGGUCGAAUGAUCAUCCCUCUGGAGUUGAAUUACUGCCAGUGUAUGUUGGAGCUGGAGGAGUAUUAUGAGGUCAUAGAGCACACCACGGAACUGCUGGAGAAACACAAAGACUGUGUAAAGGGCUACUACAAGAGAGCCAAGGCACAUGCUGCAGUGUGGAAUGAAAAGGAGGCUCGGAGAGACUUCAACAUGGUGGCCCGACUCGACGUCACCCUGGCUUCUCUUGUCGGCAGAGAGCUGAAGGCCCUGUCAGAGCGCAUGAAGGAGAAGUACUGGGAGGAGAAGGAGACGUAUUGGAACAUGCUGGAGAAAAAGGAGAGCAAAAAUGAAACGGAGGAGGAAGAGGGGCAGAGUAAAGAAGCAGAGGGGGGAGAUAUAGGAAUGCAAGGACGUAGUGAAAGUGUGACCACAGAGAAUACAAAUGAAUGUGAGGAAGAAAGAGGUAAAGAGGGUGGAGAUGAAAAAAGCAUGGUCAAGCCGACACAGGGUGAGGAAGCAGGGAGCAAAGACAAAGCAAGCUUAUCCAAAACAGAGGGGAAGGACUGGCAGCAGAUGCUGCGGCUGAUCAUGUUCCUGCAGAAGGAAGGAAACUUCCUCAUCAAGGAGAAACACUUUCAAGAGGCUUGCGGGAAGUUCACCGAGGCCAUAGAAUAUGUGGACUUCCUUCAAAACAAGGUGGAUGAGCAGGGCGACGACUGGGACUCGCUGGAGAAAGUGCGUCUUUCGCUGACCCUCAACCUUGGCCAGUGCAAGCUGGAACUGAAAGAGUUCCGGGAAGUGGUGCAGAUCAUCAACAAGCUGCUGAAGAGACAUAAAGGUAGUAUGUGUUAUUUGUAACGUUGGGAGUUUUGUAAGGGAGGAAU